This is a messenger RNA of Rubroshorea leprosula, 866 nucleotides long. The record is from the annotation of a GenBank genome assembly. NCBI's taxonomy places the organism in Eukaryota, Viridiplantae, Streptophyta, Magnoliopsida, Malvales, Dipterocarpaceae.
AGCAAAUUUUAUUUAAUUUGUCCCUAAAAUAGGAAGUAAUCAAUUAUAAGUGCUUUACAUUGUAAUCCAAUGAGAUUAGCAAUAAAACCACCAGAUUCUGCUAACUAAUUCUUUCUCAUUUUUUGCAUUUAUAAACCAAGCUAAGAAGAGAAUAAUUUAUCACAUAGAGAAGAAGAAGAAGAAGAAAAAGGGAGGCAGGAUGGCGAGGAGAAGGCUAAAAAUCAGAAGAUUGGAAGAUAUGAGGGCAAGGCAGGCAAAAUUUUCAAAGAGGAAAAGAAGUCUUGUGAAGAAGGCAAAGGAACUUGCCAUUCUCUGCGACGUAGACCUUGCUCUUAUUUUGUUCUCCCCCACAGAGAAGCCUGUAGCUUUGGUUGGACAGGACAAGGAGUUAAGCACUGUUCUUGAAAGGUUAUCAUCAUUAUCCGUGGGACAACGAGAAGAAAGAAGGGCCUACACAAACAGGUUGGUGGAGAAAAUGUUUUCAAAAUCCGACUCUGAGGCUGAUCCAGGAAGCUUCUUAACUGACAGAAGUGAAGUUCUCAAAUUGCGAGAAGAACAAUUGAAUGAGCUGAAUGGAAAGCUUGAAGCGAAGACCAAAAUACUGAGGGUUUGGAAGAACCCACUUCUUGUUGAAGACCCAGAACAACUUAAACUGAUGGAGGACCAUCUCAUUGCAUCCCUUAACAAAAUCAGCAUCAAGGAUGGUGAAUUAUCGGAGGAAAAUGAAAAUGGGUCCAAUGGGGCAAAUGGAAAUUGAACAUACUCCCUUACAAGCUGAAUGCCAUUUGCAGUAUCUUGAAGUCGCCUUGGCAAGUUCGAGUUUGUUAACCUCUCUCGAACCUUGUUAAUAUAGAUAUUUAAGUAUU